AUGGAUGCUAAUUUGGCCAAGUCUUUUUGGUAUUCUCCGGAGGUGGGUUUUUCUUAUUCCAAUUUGCUUGGUAGGUCGGGAGGAUUGCUCAUUUUAUGGAAUGAUAAAGUGGAGGUGGUUAAUAGUUUUAAAGGAGAGGGUUACUUAGGUAUAAAAGCUUGUUGGGAGAAUAAGUGUUAUUAUGUGAUUAAUGUGUAUUCGCCUUGUCUUUUGAUCAAAAAGAUUGCGUUAUGGAAGAAGUUGCUUGAGCUAAAGGAGACUUUUAAGGAUGGGGAAUGGAUUAUGGGAGGGAAUUUCAACGUGAUUAAAAACACUAGAGAAAGGAAGGGGCAAGGGGUGUACGUGCAUAAAAGAGAUAUGGAUCUAUUUUCGGAGUUUAUUGAUAGAAGCGCGUUGGUGAACAUUCCUUGCAAAGGAAAAAAGUUCUCUUGGUUUAGCGGGGACGGGAAGUCUAUGAGUAAAAUCCAUCACUUUAUCGUGUCCAACGAUGUGGUGACUAGAUGGGAGAUUAUGGGUCAAUUUAUUGGUGAUAGGGAUAUUUCGGAUCAUUGUCCUAUAUGGAUUUUGAAAGACCAAAGGAAUCGGGGACCAAAACCAUUUAAAUUCAACAAUGAAUGGUUUAGCUUCGAUUCUUUUAUUCCUUUUGUGGAGAAAGAAUGGAAAAGCCUUAAGGUGGAAGGAAGAGGAGAUUUCGUGUUAAAGGAAAAACUAAGGCUUCUAAAAGAUAAGUUAAGGAUUUGGAACAAGGAUGUGUUUGGUAGAAUUGACUUGGAGAUGGAGGACGGUGCUAGCAAGAUGAAUUUGGCCGACGACAAAUUAGCCUCCGACGAUUAUUUCAACUUUGAUAGCACUAUGGAGUUUAGAAAGGAAGCGAGUAAAGAUUUCUUCAAUUUCUUCAACUAUUUUUUUGGAGGGAGUUCUUUGUCAAAGGCUAUUACUUCGUCUUUUUUUACUCUUAUUCCAAAGAAACAUAAUCCUUUGGGAUUGGAUGAUUCUAGGCCCAUUUGCUUGGUGGGUUGUAUUUAUAAAGUGGCGGCUAAACUUUUGGCGGGGAGACUUAAAAAGGUGCUAAACUCUAUCAUUUCUUCUUGUCAAACCGCGUUUGUUCCCGGAAGACAAUUGCUUGAUGGGGUGAUUGUAGCGAAUGAGGUGGUUGAUUAUGCUAGGAAGGCGGGUAGUAAUUGUACCCUUUUCAAAGUUGACUUCGAAAAGGCGUACGAUAAGGUGAGUUGGACUUUUCUUCAUUUUAUGUUCAAAGCGAUGGGGUUCGGAAGGAGAUGGAUAAAGUGGAUGGAAUUAUUGGUGUUUAAGAGCGAUAUGUCGGUGCUUGUGAAUGGGAGCUCUUCGAAAGAAUUCGGUGUUUAUAGAGGGUUGAGACAAGGAGAUCCUAUUUCUCCUUUUCUUUUUGUUUUGGUAGCAGAAGCGCUCACGGCCUUGGUGAGAAAAUCUAUUGAGUUAGGGGACUUCGAAUCUUUUGUUCUCGAAGGAAAGUGUAGGGUGGACAUCCUUCAAUUUGCGGAAGACACUUUAUUGGUGGGGGACGGUAGUUGGAAGCAUAUUCGGUCGAUUAAGGCGGUUCUUAGAGCCUUUGAACUUGUGUCGGGCCUUGGGAUUAAUUAUCACAAAACGGCAUCCCACUUUUUGUCUUGUAAAAUUGAGGAAAUCAAGUUUAUCUUCCUUGGCAUUCCGAUUGGUCACAAUCCAAGGUUGGAAUCUACUUGGGAUCCUCUUUUGAACAAGACGAAGGCUAGAUUGGAAGGUUGGACUAAUCGCUUCUUGAAUUUAGGAGGUAUGAUUACUCUUUUGAAGUCGGUUCUAAGUUCUCUCUCCAUUUUCACUAUGUCCUUUUAUAAAAUGCCGUUGAAGGUGGUGAAGAAAUUUAAUAGCUUGCAAAGUAAAUUCCUUUGGGGAGGAUUAGAGGAGAAAAGAAAGAUUCAUUGGGUGCGGUGGAAAGAUUUAUCUCUUCACAUAGAGAAAGGUGGUUUAAGAGUUAAGGAUAUCGCGUUGUUCAAUAUUUCUCUUCUUAACAAGUGGAGGUGGCGAAUAUUACAAGGUCGAUCUUCUCUUUGGCUAGAUGUCUUGAAAGCCCGUGCUUCUUCAUCUUUUUCUUCGAUUUGGUGGAGAGAUUUGGUUAAGAUUAGUUCUUCUUUUCAUGUGGAUCCUAUGGUAGAAAAGGUUAAAUUUAACAUUCACAAUGGGUUUCACACGCCGUUUUGGGAAACUUCUUGGUUGGAAGGGAUUCCUUUGAAAGAGGAGUUCCCUGAUUUGUAUUUAAACUCUAAUUUGAAGGGUGUUUCGCUGGCGGGAAUGGGGGGUGGAAAGAAGGUGCUUGGUGUUGGGGUGAUUUUGGUUUAA
Messenger RNA from Vicia villosa (hairy vetch), 2355 nucleotides. RefSeq lists its product as uncharacterized. Bases 1 to 2355 code for a protein of 784 amino acids. Lineage: Eukaryota; Viridiplantae; Streptophyta; Magnoliopsida; Fabales; Fabaceae. The record is from RefSeq and is a predicted model, not a curated record. The transcript has 4 exons.